This is a messenger RNA of Pseudomyrmex gracilis, 2483 nucleotides long. RefSeq names its product conserved oligomeric Golgi complex subunit 6 (gene Cog6). Gene Ontology annotation, biological process: intra-Golgi vesicle-mediated transport. The coding region runs from base 285 to 2168 and encodes 627 amino acids. The transcript is spliced from 9 exons. NCBI's taxonomy places the organism in Eukaryota, Metazoa, Arthropoda, Insecta, Hymenoptera, Formicidae. Gene Ontology annotation, cellular component: COG complex. The record is from RefSeq and is a predicted model, not a curated record.
UAUAAUGAAACGCAACCUUUACAUUACGUGACUGUUGAUCGUGACGUGUGAUCACACGACUUGGCAAACAUAGACAUACACAUGCUCUGGAACAUCAUUCUAUUUUUCUUUUUCAUUGAAUGUAGAUAAAGAUAGAAUGUUGCUUGGAAACAUUUCUAUAACGCUAUGACCGGAGUAUUGGUGUCGAUUCAGGUUAUGUGUUCAACGUAAACUUCAAGAUCCACCUGUGGAGGCUGACGGCUCAUUAAACAGAAAAAAAAAAAAUCACAAAAUUUACUUUCGCGAUGAGUGAAAAAAACAUCAACUCCGCUUUAGUGCGGAGAGUUAAUAAACUGUUGGAAUCCAGAGUAGAACACGAUAAGGAUACAUUGGAAGCUUUAAAGGAGCUGUCAACAUUUUUCACAGAAAACACAUUGAAUUCUCGUCGAAACUUGCGCAGUAAAAUAGAGAGAAGAAGUUUGGCAAUAAACGAAGAAUUUCUAGCUGCUUUUAAAGAAGUGAAGGCUUCUUUGGAUGAUGUUUAUCAAGAUGUUUUAGCAAUGAACACUGCUGUGCAAUCUAUGACUAAUCGUUUGCAAGUUACAAAAGCUCAAACGUCUCAACUCAUAGAACAGACAUCAAAACUUCAGAAUGAGAGUCAAACAUUGUCCAUGCAACAGGAGGUUGCAAGUGCAUUUAUUAAAAACUUUCAACUUACUCCAUCAGAACUAACUGUUCUGCAUGGAUCAUCCAGAGAAUCCCCUAUAACGGAAGAGUUUUUUGCUGUAGUUAAUAAAGUACAGGAUAUUCAUGGUAAAUGUAGAGUACUCAUGCAAUCUGGUUAUCAGACAUUGGCCUUGGAUAUAAUGCAAAGAAUGACAUUAUUGCAAGAAGCUGCGCUUGAAAGAUUAUAUCGGUGGACGCAAACACAGUGCAAAAACAUAGAAAAUGAGUGUUUGGCACCGUUACUCAUUAAAGCUAUGAAUAAGUUACAAGAUAGACCAGUAUUAUUUAAAUACAUUCUAGAUGAGUAUUGUUCAGUUAGGAGAACUACUUUAGUGGGUUCUUUCAUAGAUGCGUUAACAUUAGGCGAAGUUUUUGGUGGAACACCUAAUCCUAUAGAGAUGCAUGCUAACGAUCCCAAGCGUUACGUUGGGGAUAUGCUUGCGUGGUUGCAUCAAGUAAUUCCUGUAGAGAAAGAAAACAUUAUCACCCUGGUGAAAGGCUGUGAUAAAACAGAUGUGUCGGAUCAAGUAAAACAGGCGUUAAGUAACAUUACAGAAGGAUUGUGUCAUCCUUUAAAAUCAAGAAUAGAACAUGUCAUAACUACAGAAGCACCAGCAACAGUAUUAUAUUCAAUUACAACGCUGAUCAGAUUUUAUCGCGCUAUCACUGAACAAGUUAUACCUGACAGUGUUCUGGAUCAGACACUGUUAGAUUUAUUAAUCUUAAGCGAAAAAAGUUUUCUAAGCAGAUUGCAGAGAGAAACGAGAAUCGCUCUUGGCGAACGAGCAGAACCUCCUGGCAGCGAUUUGGUUCCUGCUCCGUCUGUUUCUAGAUUAUUAUCACUGUUGAAUGAAAUACUGUCUGUCGCUAGUAUAGCUGAAGACAGGGAAAAAGACAUGUUGCAGAUUGUAUCGUGCAUCAUCGAUCCACUACUUCAAGAAGUUAAUGAAACAGCAUCUCGAUUGCCAACUGUAGAUAUGGCUGUUUAUCUUCUCAAUUGUAUGCAUCAAAUACAAUCGACAUUAGCAUUGUACGAGUAUAUGGAUCAGAGAUUAGAGAGGUUACAGGCACAAUCGGAUGCUCAAAUCGACACGCUUACAUCGGAGCAAGCUAGUUCUUUGGUAGCGCAUUUAAAUCUAGGCUCGAUUUACACUAUUUUACAAGGACGCGAGCAGGGUCCGCUCUCAUCCAUACCUGGUAUGGACGCUCUUAGUGUAAAAGAAUUCACUAAUAAAUUAGAAGCAUUCCUGGUGAUGCCAGAUGUCUUGUUGCUGCCACAAAUAAGUUUGUUGCAAAGCAAUAAUCAUCGCACGAUUACUCAGAAACGAUCGUUUGAAGUAAUCGGAGCUAUAUACAAGCAGUUAUACGAUGCCUGUCACGAUCCGAAAAAUUUAUAUCAAAAUCCCAGCGGUCUGUUUUCUAGGUCGCCCGAGGAAUUACUUCAAAAAUUAAUUUCUCAAUAAUUUACAUAUUUGUAAACUUCUGUCGUGUAUUUUAUGAAUAUAAUAUGUACAUAAUUAAUAAAUAAUAAUUAAUCAUGUUAGAGUAAAUAUCGGAGCAUUUACAUAUACGAAAUAUAUUUUCAAGUUGUCGAGAUACAGUUCACGCAAAUAUAACUUAUCUUUAUAUAAUUAAUAAGUUUUUUUUUAACAGUUCUUCUUUCCAGAAUCUCCUCUAAAACGGAUUCACAUUCAACGGAUGGACUAGAAAAUUUCUAUUUCUAAUAUUCAAUAAAUAAUGCUGUAAUUUUUUCUCCCAUCGGGGAAGAAACGUCCGUU